AGACGGAGCUGUACCAGAUGAGCUGGAGCUCCGCCGGACUCCGGGACUGUCUCGUUGCUGCAGCUCCGUACGGAGGACCCAUAGCUCUCCUCAGGGAACCCCAGCGUCGAUCUCCCAGCUCUCGUCCUCAGCUGGAGAUUUAUUCUGCUGCCGGAGUCGCCAUCGCCAGCUUCCCGUGGAAGAGCGGUCCAGUCGUCCACCUGGGCUGGUCCGUCACCGAUGAGCUGCUGUGUGUCCAGGAGGACGGAUCUGUCCUGAUCUACGACCUGUUUGGGUCCUUCAAGAGACACUUCAGCAUGGGACAGGAAGUGGUCCAGUCUCAGGUGUUGGAGGCCAAGGUGUUCCACUCUCCCUACGGAACCGGCAUCGCCAUAGUAACCGGCUCCUCCCGCUUCACCCUGGCAACCAACAUCGAGGACCUGAAGCUCCGCAGGUUACCUGAGGUCCCAGGUCUGCAGGGGAAGCCGUCCUGCUGGGUCGUCCUCACUCAGGACAGACAGACCAAAGUCCUGCUGGCUGUUGGACCGGACCUGUUCGUGCUGGACAACACGUCCUGCACCGCCGUGGUUCCUCCAGGACUCAGUCCUCAUGCCGGCAGUAUCGUAAACAUGUCCGUCUCCUUCAGCUACAAAUACCUGGCUCUGUUUACGGACACGGGACACCUGUGGACGGGUCUGUCCAACCUGCAGGAGAAACUCAGUGAGGUGAACACCAAGAAGACGACAAAACCCAAACAGAUGGCCUGGUGCCGCAGACCAAAGUCCCAGCAGCCGUCGGUGGUUCUGAUGUGGGAGAAGCUGCUGCUGGUGGUGGGAGUUUGUAACGACACCAUCCAGUUCCCCAUGGAGGACUCGUCGGUUCUGGUCGGGGAGCUGGACGGAGUCCGGAUCCUGGGAUCCUCCACCCAGGAGCUGCUGCAGGAGGUUCCUCUGGUGGUCCAGGACAUCUUCAAGAUCGCCUCCAUGGCCCCCGGAGCCCUGCUGCUGGAGGCCCACCGGGAGUACGAGAAGUCCAGCCAGAAGGCGGACGAGUACCUGAGGGAGAUCAAGGACCAGGACGUUCUGGGAGAAGCUGUCCAUCAGUGUGUGGAGGCGGCGGGUCACGAGUACGACGCCAGCACCCAGAAGGCCCUGAUGAGGGCCGCCUCCUUUGGGAAGUGUUUCCUGACGGACUUCCCUCCCGACCACUUCGUCUCCACCUGCCGGGAGCUGCGGGUCCUGAACGCCGUCCGGGACGCCGGCGUGGGGAUGCCGCUGACGCACUCUCAGUUCAAACAGAUGACUCUGCAGGUGCUGAUCGACAGGUUGGUGUACCGGCAGUUCUACCCUCUGGCCAUAGAGGUGUGUCGGUACCUGAAGAUCCCGGACUACCAGGGAGUCAGCCGAGUCCUGAAGCACUGGGCGUCCUGCAAGGUGCAGCAGAAGGACCUGUCAGACGAGGCGAUAGCCCGAGCCGUGUGUGUGAAGGUUGGAGAUUCUCCCGGGGUUUCGUACUCGCACAUCGCUGCUAAAGCUUAUGAGUGUGGACGCACCGAGCUGGCUAUCAAGCUGCUGGACUUUGAGGCCCGGUCAGCAGAGCAGGUUCCUCUGCUGCUGAAGAUGAAGAGGAGUCAGCUGGCCCUGAGUAAAGCUGUGGAGAGUGGAGAUACGGACCUGGUUUACACGGUGGUGACGUACCUGAAGAACGAGAUGAAUCGGGGAGAUUUCUUCAUGACCCUGAGGAACCAGCCGGUGGCGCUGAGUCUGUACCGACAGUUCUGCCGGCUGCAGGAGCAGGACACCCUGAAGGAUCUUUACAACCAGGACGACGACCACCAGGAGCUGGCCAACUACUACGUGUCUGCUAGCUACAGGGAGCAGAGGCUGGAGAGCCGGCUGGCGACGCUGCAGAGCUCCGUGGACGAAUAUAACAAAGCUAAGAACGACUUCAACGCCAAGGCGACGGAGGACGAGAUGCGGCUCCUUCGUUUUCAGCGGAAAAUGGAUGAUGAAAAGGGGGCGGGGCUUCUGGGCCUGUCCCUGCAGGACACCAUGGAGGCGCUGUUUUCUCUAGGACUCCACAAACCUGCGGAGCAGCUUUACCGAGACUUCAAGGUCCCGGACAAAAGGUAUUGGUGGCUGAAGCUCAAGUCUCUGGCGGUGAAGGAGGAGUGGGAGGAGCUAGAGAAGUUCUCCAGGAGCAAGAAGUCUCCCAUUGGCUACCUGCCGUUCGUGGAGGUUUGCAUGAAGCUCAACAACAAGUAUGAAGCCAAGAAGUACCUGGUGAAGGUCACACCUGAGCAGAAGGUCAAGGCUCACCUGGCCGUCGGGGACCUGGAGGGCGCGGCCGACGCCGCCAUCGAGCGGCGGAGCGAGGCGGAGAUCGGGGCGGUUCUGUCCAGAUGCUCCGCCUCCGACCGGCUGCUGGUGGACCGGCUGAACCGCGGCCGGGCCACGGCGGCCAAGAAGUGAGGGGGGACGGUCGCCGUGGCAACCAGGCCGGGCCACGGCGGCCAAGAAGUGAGGGGGGACGGUCGCCGUGGCAACGAGGCCCGGCCACGGCGGCCAAGAAGUGAGGGGGGACGGUCGCCGUGGCAACGAGGCCGGGCCACGGCGGCCAAGAAGUGAGGGGGGACGGUCGCCGUGGC
Messenger RNA from Cololabis saira (Pacific saury), 2626 nucleotides. RefSeq names its product VPS16 core subunit of CORVET and HOPS complexes (gene vps16). Gene Ontology annotation, molecular function: actin binding. The transcript has 24 exons. Gene Ontology annotation, cellular component: endosome; HOPS complex; lysosomal membrane. Lineage: Eukaryota; Metazoa; Chordata; Actinopteri; Beloniformes; Belonidae. The coding region runs from base 18 to 2450 and encodes 810 amino acids. The record is from RefSeq and is a predicted model, not a curated record. Gene Ontology annotation, biological process: vacuole fusion, non-autophagic; intracellular protein transport; endosomal transport.